AAUUAUUCUGUGGUAUGUUUAGAUUAUUUUGAAAACUCGUACCUUUCAGUCUUUCUUUUAUUAUAAACGAUUUAUUUAUUGGAUCUUCGAUGUCCAACGUUCAUUGCAAUUUCACAAUCGCUCGUAGACUUCACUUUAUUAAAGCAAUCGUAAUAAAGAUCCAGGGCACAGGCAAAGCAACGAACACGAACGGAGUGCCAGAAUCGCAUAAUCGUCAUAUAAAAUCAUCAAAAUUUUCAUAAUUCUCCAAGCUAUUGGGCAUUAUUUGUCGUGGUCUGCACACGUUUAAUUUAAAGAAGCAUUAAGAAGCAGUCGUCGAUGCAUUCCUUGCGAUUGGUGAUCCAGUGCCUGGCCACGCGCCAGGCCCAGAUAAUGACCCAGAUGCGCCGGGCCAGCGGGAGCAGCAGCUUUCCGGAGCUGGUCUUCCCGGACGACCAGGACAUCGAGCCGGAGGACGAGCAGGACGAUCUGGAACCACUGUAUCCGAUUCUGCACAGGCGCCACACCGACCUCUUUUACAUGCCGCACUGCGUGGGUCCGGCGUACCAGGGUCUCAUCUCUCCGGUGGAUCAGCCAUAUGCCAGCGCCUACUAUCCGGCGGACGCACAGGCGCUGGUCAAGGGGAGCGAUAGUGUUUCUGGGUCUGUGAUCCCGCCAACCGACAUGUGGGUGGUGGCUUGCCCCAAGCUUCUGGUGGAGUACAUGCGUCGCCUCUUCCUGCAUCCGUUCUCCGGGUUUGGCAGUUCGAUGAACUUCAGCUUGAUUGGUUUGCGAUUCCAGGACGUCGAUGCCGACACUGCCCUGCGCUCCUUUGUACUGAUGGCCAGCUACAAUUCACGCGAAAUUAUGCACAACGGCUACUGGGCGGACUUUGUCAAUCCGCUGACUGGCCGCGCCCACUUCCGAGCCGCCCACGCCAGCCGAAAGAGGUGCAGGGAGGCCCGGCUCCUCUGCCGCGGGCUGACCUUUACCAACGCCAAUGGCUGCACAGUAAUCGAGAAGGAGGAGCAGGGCGAUCAGUUCACCGGUUGCAUCUUCACGGACACACCCUGCAAGGUCCUGGAGUCGUGGUGCUCGUAGAGGAUCAUGAGCUCCACGCCAAGCUGCCCCAAUUCCAUGUCUCAGAUUGUGCUUGCACUAAAGUCCAGUUGAGAAAUCACAUUCCCAACCCCACGAGGCAAAGUUCAUAAAAAUUUCACGUAAAACAUUUUGGUCAUAUUCAUUUUGCCAAAGUUUAUGAUGAACAUUUCAAAUCGGAUGUUAUUUAUUUUACUAAACACGAUUGAUAAAAUUUAUGUUGGAUUGUUCUUACAUUUCGCCAAGGAUGAUAAACGGAUGAGAAAAGAAGCUGGGACGUUUGAGGAUUUAAAUAAUAUUGUUUUUAUAAUUUUGAAAA
Molecule: messenger RNA, 1396 nt
Organism: Drosophila elegans
Lineage: Eukaryota; Metazoa; Arthropoda; Insecta; Diptera; Drosophilidae
Exons: 2
Coding region: 319-1080 (253 amino acids)
Biological process (GO): cobalamin metabolic process
Source: RefSeq, a predicted model, not a curated record